AUGACCAAAUUGACAUUGCUGAUAUUUAUACUGGCUCUCCUUAUCACGGUUCGGCAGCCUAAUUCCAUAGCAGAACACACUUCUGAGAAUGACUCAUGCUGGGAAGAAUAUUUAAAGUCUCCAAUUAGGAAUAGAACAAAAAUAACAAGUCUUGUUAAUGAAGAUAAUACAACCAUAAACACGACUUCAAGUUAUAGGGAAGAUCAAAAAAAUGAAUCUGUAGUUGGUAUUGAAAAUACAAAAGUUAUAAUUUUGCCAACAACUAACUUAACAAACUCUUCAUCGGGUUUUGAUCGAAAUACAAUUGAUAAGAAAAUUACAUUGGUUUCAAUUGACAAAUUUAUACCUGAACAAAAUGUAAUUGAGAAAUGUUCAUUAAAUGACAAUUAUUGCAUUAAAGUUGAUAAUUAUCCAAGGGAAGAUUUAUUAAAUCUUUUUAAAACCAGCAAGUUUAUGUCAACUAAUUAUUAUUAUGAUACAGAUGCUGAAAAUGAAGUUGAUGAAUUCGAACCAAGAAUAUCAGAUAGUCUACUUCAAUCAUUCUGUCAGGCAAGAACAGAAACUAUAUAUCCAGAAGUCGGUCUUACAAUAAAAAACGAAUGGCGUUAUAUUAUACAAGAUCCAUCAGAAGACAAAGACAGUUUUAAACAAGGAAUUCGGGUGGAGAAAUGUAUUGAUGUUGACAUUCCAUGCGCAUUUGAUGAAACUUUACCAUUAGGAUACACUUCAACAUGUGUACAAAAAUAUAUCUACAAAAGAUUGAUGACCAUUAAAGGUUCUCAAGAAUUUUACUAUGAUAGCUUUAAAUUACCAUCUUGUUGUAAGUGCAUGUAUAGUAUAAAUGCCGAUCUGUUAACUAGAAUAGGUGGAGAUUAA
Messenger RNA from Rhopalosiphum maidis (corn leaf aphid), 876 nucleotides. RefSeq lists its product as uncharacterized. Gene Ontology annotation, molecular function: Toll binding; growth factor activity. The record is from RefSeq and is a predicted model, not a curated record. Gene Ontology annotation, biological process: innate immune response; central nervous system formation; regulation of Toll signaling pathway. The transcript has 7 exons. Gene Ontology annotation, cellular component: extracellular region. The coding region runs from base 1 to 876 and encodes 291 amino acids. NCBI's taxonomy places the organism in Eukaryota, Metazoa, Arthropoda, Insecta, Hemiptera, Aphididae.